This is a messenger RNA of Purpureocillium lilacinum, 1380 nucleotides long. RefSeq names its product aureobasidin resistance protein Aur1. NCBI's taxonomy places the organism in Eukaryota, Fungi, Ascomycota, Sordariomycetes, Hypocreales, Ophiocordycipitaceae. Gene Ontology annotation, molecular function: inositol phosphoceramide synthase activity. The record is from RefSeq and is a predicted model, not a curated record. Gene Ontology annotation, cellular component: inositol phosphoceramide synthase complex. Gene Ontology annotation, biological process: inositol phosphoceramide metabolic process; sphingolipid biosynthetic process.
AUGAAGGACCUACCAGGCUCGCUCCCCGGCAAGCCGGUGCUCCCGUCGCUCUGGACCGAGAACCUCACCCUCGCCGUCCUCAACCGCCUGCCGAACCGCUACCAUGUCGGCCGCCGGCGCAUGCGCGCCAAGUCCAACACGGCGCGCAACGGCAUGCCCGACAUUACGAGUCUGGAGACGUCGUUUAGCUUCUGGGACGGCAUCCGCGACCUGCAGAAGCACAAGUUCAAGCCGACGGACCUGCAGUACCUCUUCGUCGCCGGCCUCACCCUCUUCAUGCUGUGGAUCGCCCCGCCGGCGCCGACCAUCAAGUUCUUUGCCCUCGUCGCCAGCGUCUGGGCGCUGCUCGUGCCCGCGACGCGGCAGUUUUUCCUGCCGUCGGUGACGAUAUGGGUGUGGUUGCUGUAUUUCUUUUGUAGCCGGUUCAUCCCCUACGACUAUCGGCCGCACAUCUGGGUGCGCGUGCUGCCCGCGCUGGAAAACGUCCUCUACGGCGCCAACCUCUCCAACAUCCUCUCCGCCCACAAGCACGCCGUGCUCGACAUCCUGGCGUGGCUGCCGUACGGCAUCAUGCACUUUGGGGCGCCCGCCGUGUGCUCCCUGCUAAUGUUUAUUUUCGCCGCGCCCGGGACGCUGCCCGUGUUUGCGCGGUCGUUUGGCUGGAUGAGCAUCCUCGGCGUGACGAUACAGCUCGUCUUCCCCUGCACGCCGCCGUGGUACGAGAACGAGCACGGCCUGGUCCCCGCCGCCUACGGCAUGCCCGGGUCGCCGGCCGGCCUGGCGCGCGUCGACGAAAUCUUUGGCAUCGACCUGUACACGACCAACUUCACGGCGGCGCCGCUGCCGUUCGGUGCGUUCCCGUCGCUGCACGGCGGGUACGCGGUGCUCGAGGCGCUCUUCAUGAGCCACUGCUUCCCGCAGUUCCGCGUCUUCUUCAUCGCGUACGCCGGCUGGAUCUGGUGGGCGACCAUGUACCUGAGCCACCACUACGCCAUCGACCUCGUGGGCGGCGGCCUCAUCGGCAUGGCCUUUUACUACACGGCGCGCGCGCGGUGGCUGCCGCGGCGCCAGGCCGACAAGAUGACGCGGUGGGACUACGACUACGUCGAGGUGGGCGACCGCCACCGCGCCGCCGACGAGGAGCUGGGCGGGCAGUACUUUAGCCUCGGGCUCCUCGAGCACCGCCGCGCCAGCUCGAGCGACGGCUGGACCCUCGGCAGCAGCUCCAGCUACAGCUCGAGCAGCGGCACCGUGAGCCCGACCAUCUCGGAGGGCCCGCCGGGCAUGCUGCUCGUCGACAUGGAGAGCAACGGCCAGCUGUGGGACGGCAACGCGGCGCCGCGCGACGUCGAGCUGAGCGAGGUGGUGGUGAUGCGGUAG